Poeciliopsis prolifica (blackstripe livebearer) is the source of this 1235-nucleotide messenger RNA. It is a transcript of the gene ttc9c, whose product is annotated as tetratricopeptide repeat domain 9C. Gene Ontology annotation, molecular function: protein binding. Lineage: Eukaryota; Metazoa; Chordata; Actinopteri; Cyprinodontiformes; Poeciliidae. The transcript is spliced from 4 exons. The record is from RefSeq and is a predicted model, not a curated record. The coding region runs from base 135 to 809 and encodes 224 amino acids.
AGUGCAGAAGAAGAAGAAAAGCCGGAAGCAAAAAUAGGUAGACUGGCGAGCUAAAAUAUGUUUGUCAUUUUAUAUAAAUAAGUUUUUCUUUGCAUUUUAAUUAUCACGAUAAGCUGACCAGCAGCACAGCAGAGAUGGAGGCUUUUGAACCAGGCGAUGAUCCUGAUGUGCAGGGGGCAGAGGCAGUAGAAGCAGGUCCUGCUGGACACAGCGAGACUUCUGCCAAGCCUGUUUCAGUUUUGCUGGAAGAGGCAGUCCAGUUCAAAACUAAAGGAAAUACUUUCUACAAGCAGAAAAACAUUCGCUCUGCCAUUGGCCAUUACCACCGCGCCCUGCUGGUGCUCCGAGGCCUCGACUCCACUGUGAUGGCACCAGUGAAAGGGUUUGGACCUGAGAAACCUCCUCUCACACUGGAACAGGAGACUUUGCUUAGAAACACACAAGUUGACUGCUACAACAACCUAGCUGCCUGUUUGCUGCAGAAACAGAAGGUGGAUUCCACUCGGGUCCUGGAGUACAGCCUGCGGGUGCUUCAGUGGCAGCCAGGCAACCUAAAGGCACUGUACCGGGCGGGGGUGGCCACGCUGGAGAUGGGAGAUGCACAGACAGCCAAACAAUACCUCACCCAGGUCUGCAAAGAGCAACCAAAUGAUGCUAAUGUGAGGAAGCACCUGCAGAGGGCAGAAGAGAAGCUAAACCGAGAGCUGCAGAAAGAGAGAGCCAUGUAUCAGGGCAUGUUCUCCUCCAGCUCAAAGGAAGGCACAGUGGAGAGAGUUAACCCGCCAAACAGAGCCGGUGAUGGAGUUUAGAUGGACUCGGUGUGCCAAACGAAACCUCAACCUCUGACAGGCUGGACCACCUGAGAGGAAGAUACACUUGUUGAACCGUAAUGCCGCCAGGUUUUUGUGAGUUUGAAGGAGGAAUAGGAAUGUAAAGGUUUCUGCAGAUUACAGAUCGCGGGAAAGCAACGAGCAGGACAGUAAACAUGUCAUGGCUGAAAAUAGAAAAGAGGACAGAAGAGUUAGUUUCCUAGCAACAUGAAAAUGAAGAAAGUCAAGUAAUCUGUGCUCAUGAACGUCAAAGUGACUCUUUAUGCACUACCAAAAUGCCUCUAUGAUUGUCUCUUCAGUAACAGGAAUGUUGGUUUUCGAGUUUUCCUGAAAUGUUUUAUUUAAAAAUCUAGUUGUGUGUUUUUUUGUUUUUCUUUUUCAAAUAAAAUACACAUAUUUUAGACA